Messenger RNA from Penicillium expansum, 294 nucleotides. RefSeq lists its product as uncharacterized. NCBI's taxonomy places the organism in Eukaryota, Fungi, Ascomycota, Eurotiomycetes, Eurotiales, Aspergillaceae. The transcript has a single exon. The record is from RefSeq and is a predicted model, not a curated record. The coding region runs from base 1 to 294 and encodes 97 amino acids.
AUGUUACUUCUUCGGGCACACAAGAGGGGGGGGGAGAAAAGGGGGUGGCUAUUAGACUCCCACCGGUUAAACCGAAGAGGAAAACGUGUCAAACCUGGCGUGGCUUGGAGAAUAUACUGUCCUGGUACGAAGUGGACUGGAGUGGACGAUGAUCUUCAUACUAUGGUAUGGUGUAUCACGUCAAAACAACCCCUCAAGGCCAAUAAACGCCACCGAUCACCGUACUCGGCAUACUCUCGUGCUCUCCAAGCCACUCCUACAACGUACUUUGUACAACCUACCAGGAGACUCUAA